Messenger RNA from Suillus clintonianus, 711 nucleotides. RefSeq lists its product as uncharacterized. Lineage: Eukaryota; Fungi; Basidiomycota; Agaricomycetes; Boletales; Suillaceae. Bases 190 to 651 code for a protein of 153 amino acids. The record is from RefSeq and is a predicted model, not a curated record. The transcript has 4 exons.
CAGGUAAAGUUGAAGAAGCCCUCGAAUCAUAUCAACACAUGAUGGACGUCAUUGAUGAAACUGAGAAGGCUAGCUGCCUCGAUUGGUCUAACGACUUCAAGGAACGAUGUAGUGCGCUCGCUGCCAAUGACGACCGUAUUCUUGGCGUAUGUACUCCCUUCCUCGACCUUUUCGCUACUGACCUAAGUUAUGCAGGCAGAGAUCCCUGGCCAAGAUCAAGAUGGCUAUGAUGCGGAACCUGAUUUCUUUCGGGGAAUGCAUGGUCAUUCUCAAAUUUCCAGACCGCGACCUCAGCAGCGCCCGGGGCACUUCAAGAAACUCAGGUUCGCUAUGACAAAAAACCCUCAUCCAGCUCCUCCACCUGCAUCACCAGCCGCCGCUACUUCCAACAUCAAGGCUCAGCUAAAACACCUAUUCACUUGGCGGUCCGACCAUGCAGCGCCAUCCGUAGUCGAUGUUCCUUUCGCGAAGGGUAAGGAGCGUAAUGCUGCAGCAGAUGACCCUGGCCCGGACAAGGACAUGGUACCUGAUGAAUAUUUUGAUGAUCUUCCACAGAGCUCCGAUACACAACAGCCGAAUACACAACAGCAACAAGUAGUUAAGGUGGGCACUGGGGACCAUGGAGGCGGCAAGUCAUGUUUCUGCUGCUAGCAGUUUUUGCGAGUGUCCUCGGGUAUUUCAGUUUUAUCACCCUCGUAUUGUGAUGUCUAC